This is a messenger RNA of Molossus molossus (Pallas's mastiff bat), 3601 nucleotides long. It is a transcript of the gene POGK, whose product is annotated as pogo transposable element derived with KRAB domain. The transcript is spliced from 6 exons. NCBI's taxonomy places the organism in Eukaryota, Metazoa, Chordata, Mammalia, Chiroptera, Molossidae. Gene Ontology annotation, molecular function: DNA binding. Bases 43 to 1860 code for a protein of 605 amino acids. Gene Ontology annotation, cellular component: nucleus. The record is from RefSeq and is a predicted model, not a curated record. Gene Ontology annotation, biological process: regulation of DNA-templated transcription.
CGCCCCCCGCGCCCGGCCCGCGCUCCGGGGUCGGCCGGCGACAUGGAGUCCCCAGCCUUCCCUCUGAAUCUGACCCUGAAAGUGGAGGAAAAGGAAGAAGAGAUUCGGAGCCCGGAACUGGAGGGUGGUUCCACCGACAUGCAGAAGGUCCGCAUCUGCUCAGAGGGUGCGUGGGUGCCGGCCCUGUUUGACGAGGUGGCCAUCUACUUUUCCGACGAGGAGUGGGAAGUUCUGACGGAGCCCCAGAAGGCCCUGUACCGGGAGGUCAUGAGGAUGAACUACGAAACGGUGCUGUCGCUGGAAUUCCCGUUCCCGAAGCCGGACAUGAUCUCUCGGCUGGAUGGGGAGGAGGAGUCUCAGAACUUGGACCGAUGGCAGCUCCCGGGAGGAAGCUUCGCAGAAAACGAAGAAGCUGACGUCAAGCCCCCAGACCGGGCCGGCCCGAUGCGCACUGCGUCCCCCUUCCCCCCACCGCAGCCCCUGGACGGCUUUGGCCUCCGCCUGCCUCGGGACAUCACCGAGCUGCCCGAGUGGAGCGAGGGGUACCCCUUCUACAUGGCCAUGGGCUUCCCGGGAUACGACCUCUCUGCCGACGACCUGGCCGCCAAGUUCCAGUUCAGCCGGGGCAUGCGCCGCAGUUACGACGCGGGGUUCAAGUUGAUGGUGGUGGAGUUUGCCGAGAGCACCAACAACUGCCAGGCGGCCAAGCAGUUCGGCGUGCUGGAGAAGAACGUCCGAGACUGGCGCAAGGUCAAGCCGCAGCUGCAGAACGCCCACGCCAUGCGGCGGGCCUUCCGCGGCCCCAAGAACGGGCGCUUCGCUCUGGUGGACCAGCGCGUGGCGGAGUAUGUGCGGUACAUGCAGGCCAAGGGGGACCCGAUCACCCGCGAGGCCAUGCAGCUCAAGGCACUCGAGAUCGCCCAGGAAAUGAACAUCCCAGAGAAGGGGUUCAAGGCCAGCCUGGGCUGGUGUCGCCGGAUGAUGCGCAGGUACGACCUGUCGCUGAGGCACAAGGUGCCCGUGCCCCAGCAGCUGCCCGAAGACCUGACGGAGAAGUUGGCCACCUACCAGCGCCGAGUGCUGGCUCUGCGCAGGGCGCACGACUACCAGGUGGCGCAGAUGGGCAAUGCCGACGAGACGCCCAUCUGUCUGGAGGUGCCCUCCAGGGUGACUGUCGACAACCAGGGCGAAAAGCCCGUCUUGGUCAAGACGCCAGGCCGGGAGAAACUGAAGAUCACCGCCAUGCUCGGCGUCCUGGCCGACGGCAGGAAGCUGCCCCCCUACAUCAUCCUGCGGGGCACGUACAUCCCGCCCGGGAAGUUCCCCAGCGGGAUGGAGAUCCGCUGCCACCGCUACGGCUGGAUGACGGAGGACCUGAUGCAGGACUGGCUGGAGGUGGUCUGGAGGCGGAGGCCGGGGGCCGUGCCCAAGCAGCGAGGCCUGCUGGUCCUGAACGGCUUCCGGGGCCACGCCACCGACUCGGUGAAGAGCUCCAUGGAGGACAUGGACACCGACAUGGUCAUCAUCCCGGGGGGCCUGACCUCGCAGCUGCAGGUGCUCGACGUGGUGGUCUACAAGCCGCUCAACGACAGCGUGCGGGCCCAGUACUCCAACUGGCUGCUGGCGGGGAACCUGGCGCUGAGCCCCACCGGGAACGCCAAGAAGCCGCCCCUCGGCCUCUUUCUGGAGUGGGUCAUGGUCGCGUGGAACAGCAUCUCCAGCGAGUCCAUCGUGCAGGGGUUCAGGAGGUGCCACAUCUCCAGCAGCCUGGAGGACGAGGACGACGUCCUGUGGGAGCUAGAGGGCGAGCUGCCCGGCGGAGGGGAGCCGCCCAGUGAGGGCAGGACAGAGAGCCACUGAACCCACAGCUCAGCGAUGCAGCUGCUGGAAACGGCGGGAGGGGCGAGAAGACGGCUGCAGGUGUGGACGCACCAGAAGCGGCAGGAAGGGCCGUGCGGCUGGGAGCAGCGGGCGUGGACAGAGCCUGGGCAGCCCGCCCGAGACACAGCCCGCCCCCCACUCCCACGGGGUCUCAGACGCCUGGGACCCUCCACUCCCGCAGAGACGGGAUCGGGAAAGAAGCCCCUUCUGCCCCGUUGGAGAGGUGGCUCGCGUCCACCGGUAGGAACCUGUAAAUAAGACAGACGGACGGAGGUAUUUCCUGGAGAACGGACUGUCCGGCGCCACCGGAGGCUCGUCCCGCGGCCCGUGCUGCUGGCGUCCGUCCUGGGGAGGAACAAGUCGUCGUCCCUUCGGCCUUUAAAGCGCUUCCAGGGGAGCCUGCCCCCAGCAGGGUGGGGCCGACCGCGGAGACAGCGACGUAGAAACGAGCUUUUUUGUACGUAACACAUUUCCCCUUAGAGAAAGGAGGUACUAACGAUAACAGAAUUGAGGCACUGGCCUGGUGCCAGCCGGUGGCUUCUCCAAGACAGACUCGGUGAGGGGGAAGGCACAGGUUAAAAUACACAACACUGUUUCACUACUCCUCUUCCCAGUCAGGUUGGCAGCUAGACUUCUUGCGGGUCUCACUGACCGGCCCCGUUUUUCGCGAUGAUUCUAUUUAACGACGGCAGCCUUGAGUCCACGGCUCGAGUUUCUCGGGCUGGAGGUCUGCCGUCCACGUGGUGCAAGGCUCACGGGCUCGCUGACGUUCCUUGUUGAUUUCUUUAAUGUUUUUAUCCCGGGGGUGGUGAGGGUGUGGGCCGCGAGCCACAGCUGUGCGAAGGCUCCGGUCUCCCACCCUGCAGGACAGGAGGGCGGACUUUGCCUUUUCACACUGUGGUCAUUUGCAUUCCCACCCAGUGUCAUGCAAACAUUCCUUCAAGGCAAAGCUGCCCCGCUGCAGGAGGUGGGCCGGAACCUCGCAGACAAAGCCAUGGCUAGAAAUGUCAUUCCAGUGUCAGGUCUGGGCACAGGCCUCCACCUCCCCUUCCUGCUCACCCGCCCGUCCGUCCACGACACUGUCCUUGGCAGCCUGAACACCUAUUUCUACUCAGGUACCCACUGACCUAGUGGCGAAACACCUUCCUCCUCGUGUUAAACCAGUUUUCCUCCAAGAGGGGAAAUUUCACUUAAGUUCUGAUAUUGGAAUAACUUCCAGCAUUUGAAUUCUGCCGUUGGCGAGCUGUACCACGUUCUUCGUCAUCUCAAGGGGCGUCUGAGCCCAGCGACUGCGCGUUCCAGACGGCUCCACCCCUCCGAGUCCACUUGGACUUGCCCUCGUCUUCCUGGUCCUGGCUCUUCCCUCUUGCCGCCUCACUUCACUUGCUUUGGGCGCGUCCAGGGCUUCGUCAGACCUGACUUUGGGGACCUGUGUCGGAGCGUAGUUAUCUGGCAGAGAGGAGGGGGAAACGGGUCAACUCCUGAGUCAUUCCGUCAACAGCGCGAGUCUCAUCGUCCCUGACCAGUGCCGCCCUCGGGGCCGUGCAGCGCCGGACGUUCCUGGAGCAGCGGCUGCUGUCGGGGCGUCGGCUCCUGCCUCCGCUGGCUGACCUGCGACCUCUGCGGAGCGGGGCCCCGAGCAGCCAUGUGCAGUGGCCGAGGCCCUGGAGGGACCAGAGCACCUGUUGGGACGGAGAUGCGCUCCCUGUAGGUAGGAACU